GAGCCUCGCCCUGUCGCCCAGGCUGGAAUGCAAUGGCAAGAUCUCGGCUCACUGCAACUUCUGCCUCCCGGGUUCAAGCGAUUCUCCUGCCUCAGCCUCCAGAGUACCUGUAAUUACAGGCACGCACCAUCAUGUCAGGCUAAUUUUUUGUAUCUUUAGUAGAGACAGGGUUUCACCAUGUUGGUCAGGCUGGUCUCAAACUCCUGACCUCGUGAUCUGCCCUCCUUGGUGUCCCAAAGUGCUAGGAUUACAGGCGUGAGCCACCACGCCUGGCCAAUCAUAACUUCUAAUUGCAUAAUGUAAAGCAAAUAUUUAACCUCUUCAAAUCUUGAUGCUCCCCUCUACAAAAUGGGCACACGGCUGCACAGGUAGAGUUGAGGACCUGUGGUUUACACUUGAGCAACUAGUGAACAUUCAGGAGAUCAUAGCCUUCUGCUGCAUUUGUUAGUUUAGUCACUGUUAUCAUGAAGUUUCAUUAUUGUCAGUAAUACCCUUUCAGAAUGAUGCAUACCUAUUCCCAAAGUGUUUUUAGAUCUUUUAUUUUGUUGUUCAAGUCAGUUCCAGUAAAUGCCAGAGACUUGCAUAACAAAGACCUCUCCUACAUCUUUCACUCAGGGCCAAAUCUGACAUCUCACAAGCUCCCCAUUGCAACAACUGCAGAAUUCAUGUGUUUUCAUGUUUUUCACAAUGAGCACUAUGACCAUUAAUCUCACCCAUUGUGUAAGCUCUUAAACUCAAGAACACAUAGAGAUGUUCUCUUAUCUGUCACAAUACAUACAAAAACUGAAGCCUGAUCUUGGCUAUUCACAAAUAUCUCCCUUCUGGAUCUACAUUAUGAAUCAUUUCUUUUGUGACCGAUUGGUUCAUUUCUUCGCCCCUGACUGCUGGUUCCCAUGCAUAACUCACUCAUUCCUACCUCUGAGCUGUGUAACAGGCCAUCCAUCCACCUUUACCACUCAAAUUUAACAGUGUGCUGUAGUGCUUGAAGAUGGGCUCUAGAGCUUAACAGAACCAGAUUCCACUCCUGGCUGCAUCGUUGACUGGCUGGAAAUGUUGGACAAUGCACUUACCCUUUCUGAGCUUUAAUUUUCUCAUCUGUCAAAUGUAACUGGAUAAGAGUGACUUCAGACUUCACGUGACGCCGGUGCCGGGCGAACAUGGCAGCGGCCACUGGACCCUCGUUUUGGCUGGGGAAGGAAACCCUGAAGGUGCCGCUGGCGCUGUUUGCCUUGAACCGGCAGCGCUGGUGUGAGCGGCUGCGGAAGAACCCUGCUGUGCAUGCCGGCUCAGUGGUGGUCCUGCAGGGCGGGGAGGAGACUCAGCGCUACUGUACCUACACCGGAGUCCUCUUCCGCCAGGAGUCCUUCUUUCACUGGGCGUUUGGUGUCACCGAGCCAGGCUGCUACAGCGUCAUCGACGCUGACACUGGAAAGUCGGCCCUGUUUGUGCCCAGGCUUCCUGCCAGCCAUGCCACCUGGAUGAGAAAGAUCCAUUCCAAGGAGCACUUCAAGAAGUAUGCAGUGGACGACGUCCAGGAAACAGAUGAGAUUGCCAGUGUCCUGGCGUCACAGAAGCCCUCUGUCCUCCUCACUUUGCGUGGCGUCAACACGGACAGCAGCAGCGUCUGCAGGGAGGCCUCCUUCGAGGGCAUCAGCAAGUUCAAAGUCAACAACACCAUUCUUCACCCAGAGAUCGUUGAGUGGCGAGUGUUGGAGACGAACGUGGAGCUGGAGGUUCUGUGCUACACCAAUAAAAUCUCCAGUGAGGCCCACCGUGAGGAAAUCUUAAAACUUAAAGACAAAGAAGUAAUGUCUUCAAGAUUCAGAGAAAUAAUCGGUUUCCACAUAUAAUUCUCUACACAAGCACAUACGCAUGUACACACAUGCUAUUAAUCACAUAAGAGGGUAGAAUAAAAAUGUUUUCAGAUACGUGAAAUACUGUCUCAAGAAAUUUAAUGGUCAAGCACCCCUCUUAACAAGUGCCUGGAAAAUAUAUUCUACAAAAUGAGAAAGGAGCCCAAGACAGAGGAUCCAGGAAAUAGAGGAUCUCACACAGGAAGUGGAAGAAAUUCCAGUAUGAAGUUAGGGAAGUCGCAGGAUGUUCCCUGGUCAUCAAGUCUAGAGACCUGUCAAGAUUGGCACAACAGAAUAGAAAGUUCCAACAGGGGUAACUCCAU
This is a messenger RNA of Pongo pygmaeus (Bornean orangutan), 2176 nucleotides long. Its product is annotated as xaa-Pro dipeptidase-like. The transcript has 2 exons. Gene Ontology annotation, molecular function: manganese ion binding; metalloaminopeptidase activity. Bases 1158 to 1850 code for a protein of 230 amino acids. The record is from RefSeq and is a predicted model, not a curated record. NCBI's taxonomy places the organism in Eukaryota, Metazoa, Chordata, Mammalia, Primates, Hominidae.